This is a messenger RNA of Anopheles arabiensis, 3836 nucleotides long. RefSeq lists its product as uncharacterized. The transcript is spliced from 16 exons. The record is from RefSeq and is a predicted model, not a curated record. Lineage: Eukaryota; Metazoa; Arthropoda; Insecta; Diptera; Culicidae. The coding region runs from base 420 to 3668 and encodes 1082 amino acids.
CCCAGCGUAGUACUAUUUGCAGCUAUAUUGACUAGGCUUACAUUAGGAGUGCCUCACCGCACUACUGACCGUUUGUUGGUGGACUUUCUUACACUCAAACACUGCCACCAUGCCAUCAUUUUCGAUUGCCACUCCUCCGCGUUCGAUCGUGCCCAAGUGCUAAAAGUUUCCCACAAUAGCAGCAAGCUCGUUCGCUUCGUCGACAUAGCCGCAAACAGCACGCCAUCGAACGUAGUAGUCCGAGCCUUGUUCACACCUCGCCAGCACGCCAAACUGUGCGCCGUGCUCGACUUUGCCUGCCCGGGAGCGCCGAAUCUUCUGGAGGAAGUAAGCCCCAGGGAGCGCUGGCUGGGCAAAUCUUUUUGCCACUCGAUUUGUUGUUUUUUGCUUUAUCUUUGUAGGUCUCCAAACAUCGCUACAUGAACAACACCGUCAGCUGGCUGCUACUAUCUCGCAACACAACAGCCGACCGUGGCGACCUGCUGCCGAGAGUGCUCUGGAACACGGCCGGCAUUCAGAUGAACUCGGAUCUUGUUACGGCCAUUGAAACUACCGACCAUCGAGGGGUGUUUAAUCUGUUCGAUAUCUACUCCAAGGGUCGCCAUCUGUGUAAAGAUAUCUUCCAAACGCUGCUGGGAACGUGGAGCGCUGACGGUGGCUUCCGCCUGACGCCCAACUACAGCCCGUACAAGAUUCGGCAAAACUUUAACUUCCUGCAGCUCCGGGGAGUUACCGUGAUCGAUCGCGAAAAUGUAACAUCGGGCAAGGUCGAUCAGCUGUUGGGUGAACCGGGGCUGACCAAGGGCAUCGUCGCGUUUGUUAAGUAUCAUUACGCGCUGCUGGUCGUGUUGCGAGAUUUUCACAACUUCACCAUCAAAUUUCGUCCAACGCGCGGCUGGGCCGGCCGCUUACGCUCCGGCUAUCGGCUGGGGCUGCUCGGUGUGGUGCAGCGCCACGAAACGGAUGUCGCCGCGACCGGUAUCAUCAUGCGGCUGAGCCGCCAGCCGGAACUGGACUCGAUCCACUACAGCUGGGCUUUUGAAACGGGUUUCAUCUACAAAAUCACACCGGACAUUGGGAGCAAAUCGGAAGGAAACGGCUUCGUUGCUCCAUUUUCGCUCCCGGUCUGGGUGGCGCUGCUCCUAUCGCUCGCCCUGUCGGUGCUGGUGCUGCAGUAUCUUGCCCGGCUGUCCGCGGACGAGCGAAACACGCGCGCUACGAUGGCGUACGUGCUGGACGUAAUGGCGUGCGUCGCCCAGCAAGGUGUGCCGAACGUUUCGCGCCUGGUGCCGACGCGCGUCGCCGUGAUCGUGCUGCUCGUCGCUAAUUUGGUGCUGUACAACUACUACACCUCCACGGUGGUCAGCGGGCUGCUCAGCUCGCAGAUGAUUGGGCCGGAAACGAUCGCGCAGGUGAUCGACAGCCCGCUGCUACUGUCCCUGACCGACACGGGCUACCAUCGGAUACUGUUGCGGGAACAAACGCUACCGUACAGCACACGGAUGCACGAGCGCAAAGCGUUGUCGCCACGGUCACCCAACGAUCUGCCCCUGUUUACGGACGUCGAGCAUGCGGUACCGUAUCUGAGACGCGGCGGACACGUGCUGCACUGCGAGCUGACAGAGGUUUAUCCCGCGAUCGCCAAUCAGUUCACCGCCAACGAGAUAUGCGAGCUGCGAACGGUAAACGGUCCCGCUUUUGGUAGCAGCAAGCGACGAACCCCGUCUGAUAGUUGUUGGAUAAAUCUGUAUCAAAAUCUUUUGACUGUAAACUCAUUUCGAUGGUGUUGUUUGACCAACUUGCAAAGAAUUGCUAUUUACAACAUUAUGUUUGCAUUCACGCUGUUAGUAUUUGCAUGUGUAGAUCUCGCUUGGACAUUAAGUUUUGACGGACAAAUGAUAAAGGACAUUUUAGGAUACAAAAACUCGCAACGUGUUAUGAUUAUGGACUGUAACGAAGAGUUUGUGCCGCUUGCUAAGGAUCUAAUGCUUACUGGUGUGUUCGUACAAUCAAUGCAUUACACUUCUAACGAUACAUUUUCGAAGACACCAUCUUCUGCACCAAGUUCGCCUAAUUCGUAUACAAUUAUUGCGAAUAUUGAUUGCUCUACCGUACGGAAGAACAUUCAAACGGUUGAGUUUCAGGACAAGUUCAACGGAUCAUACGCUUGGUUGUUCAUCGCAAACGAAUACAAACUUCAAGAUCUUGUGCUGGAACAGAAGAAACCGUUCUGUUUGCGUCUAGAUUCAGAUGUACUGUGGCUACAGAAAGCAGCAAACAGUUGUUUCUACCAUCUUGUAGAUCUUUUCGCAUUAAGCGAUAAGCGUUGUGAAACGUUUCAAAUGAUUCAGGCCGGACAUUGGAGGCAAACGUCAGGACUUCAUAUCAUUGAUGGAUUCAGCAAAGUGAAAUUAAGAAAGAAUUUACAUCAAACGAUGCUGCGUGGUUUGCUUAUGCACUCGACGCCGGAUAUGCUUAAGACGAAGCUAAACCAUAUGUAUGGUGUCGAUACGAGUAAAGCUCUCGGACAUGAACUAUUCCACUAUGCUUUGCUGAACUUUCUACAAGAAGAGCAUAACUUUUCGGUAGAAUAUCAGUACUCGAGCCAGGAACGUUCUGAAGUAAUUCCAUCCUAUGACGUUGUAGCAUCCGGAGUUUUUCAGAGCUUGUCUUGCAAACCUUUAAACGCUCGCAUAUUGUUACAAUCUUGGACUUACAGGUUGGGCUUCAUAUUUCGUCUCACGCCAGAGCUGAACGGUGCAACGAGAGAAACGAGCUACUUAUCACCAUUUACCGACACUACGUGGUACUCCGUCGCCUCAGUACUAGCCCUCGUUCUGGGCGUUUUGCAAUGCAUAGCAAUAUUUCAUGCUGAGCUAUCAUUCCUCGCUCGCAAUCACUACCUAAUUGACACGAUCGGUUUGAUUGCUCAGCAAGGUACCGCGCAGAGUUCGGCAUACAUUUCGCUGCGAAUCGUGCUGUACGCGGUGCUGAUUAUGGCUUUCCUACUGUACAACUAUUACACCGCAUCGAUCGUCGGGGAAUUGCUUAGCAUCUCCAACCAAGGCCCAGCAACGAUCGAUCAGCUGCUCAAUGCGCCGCUCGCCGUGAUGUUCGCCAACGAUUCGUACAAUCGGGCACUUGCGGUGGAUAAUGGCACUGGCGUUUUAAUGCAACAGUUUGUGCGGCAGCACGCCAGGGUACCGGACGCGAUGACUUCCGAUCCUAUCUACGCAGAUGUCCGCACAGCCGUUCAGCUGCUGAAGCUGGGUGGUUACGCAUUUCACUGCGAACUGACCGAAGCCUUCCGAGCGAUAGCCAGCCACUUUGAUGCGCACGAAAUAUGCGAACUGCGUACGAUGAAAGGCUUGUACACUGAGCUGCCAUUGAUGAGCUUUGUGGUACCGCAGGGAAGCAUGUACGCUGAGCAGUUCAAAAUCACCCUUACGAGAGCUACAGAGAUAGGAUUGAUAAAACGGCUUUUAAACACAUACAGCAGUGAUCAGCCAACUUGUCAGGGCGGAGCUUUGGUGCAUCCCGUUGUCCUGGCUGGAGUAACAGCGCCUUUCACAAUCCUCGCCGCUGGAUUUGUUUCCUCCUUUGUUAUAUUUCUACUUGAAAAGAUCAUAUACUCAAUGAAAAUGAUGAGUCAACCGUUCGAAACAUAGAUCGCAGACAAGAUUGUGUGCAGUUUAGUGAGGAUUUGUAACGAAAUUUGCAACAAUAAAAGCACAAAAUAGAAGCAUUACUUCUAGCAACGCCCAGGAGUAGUUUGGUUGCGGAAGUUUGAUGCACCUUCACUUACAACUCGAUCCACUCAAGCGCAAUGCAACUGA